Xenopus tropicalis (tropical clawed frog) is the source of this 1484-nucleotide messenger RNA. RefSeq lists its product as uncharacterized. NCBI's taxonomy places the organism in Eukaryota, Metazoa, Chordata, Amphibia, Anura, Pipidae. The transcript is spliced from 3 exons. The coding region runs from base 557 to 1210 and encodes 217 amino acids. The record is from RefSeq and is a predicted model, not a curated record.
CUAGGGUAAUAAGUGCAAAAAAAAAAAAUGGGGGUUUGCACCCUGCCCUGCAACUUCUAUGCAUAUUGUCUGCAGUGUGAAACUCCAUGGGGUCUCUCCCAUGUAAAUAAGUUCUGUGCAUAACUGAAGUUAUGGCUUCAUACAUUACCUUGCUUAAGAUAAUGUCAAAUAACCCGUAUGUAUUAAUAGUAUGGGUUUUUCCUUUCAUUCGUGUGGUUUGGUGUAACUGUAUGGGUAGACUGACUGCCUGCAUCGGGCUGUGAGAAAUAUGAUCUGGUGCCAUGUAUAUAUUUAUAUAAGUUUGAAUUCAAGUCAUACAUUGCUGGAAGUCAUGAUCCCUAAUUGUAUUACCUUGGAAAUUAAGGCAUUUCUCUUUUCUUGUAGGUCUCAUCUGUAAGCAUUUUAUUUUCUUAUUCUUGUGUCCAGAUUGUGCCUUUAAAGGUUAUAAACACACAGAGUGGCCGCCUCCAUCCUAAAAUUAUUCAGCUGUGGAUUUGCCUGUAGAAGGGCCCCUGGUGUUACCACUAUUUCAAAAUACCAUCAGCACCUAAGCCAGAUGAGAGAUGGUGAUCAAGUGAGCAUGACAGCAGCGAGCAGCAGAUGUUUCAAUGGAGCAAUUACUGAGCUGCUGGAUGAGAAGGGAAAGAGAUCUGCUUUACCGGUAAUCAAGAAGGAACCUGGGAGGGGCGCAGUUACAAAGAGCCAGAACCCCAGCAGAUUGGCUGAGCACUCCCCUGCACGUCGCUCAUCACAAAAGAGGAUGAACAGCAAAGCUGAGCAGCUUAGUAUGGGAGAGAUAAGUCCGUGGGUCAGUCAGUCGCCUUCUGAGAGCUCCCUCAGUGCUUAUCUGAGUAGUAUCCCAUCCCUGAGGGCCUGCUCCGAAAACAUCACGGACCCACCAAAGAGUGCUUGGGGCACUGAGACCAACCUGCACACAGAGACCUCCAGCCCACAGACACCCCUUCCUGCACAGCCCUCGGGACAAAAAGAUACCAAGCAGCCCAAACAGAGACCCAGGACCAAUGCCAUCAAGAGACGCUUCCAGAAUAAAAUCCACAGCACCAGGUUACCGCCGGUCCCCCCAGUGUCCGAGCUGAGCUUUAGCAGGAACUUCAGCUUCUCCUUCUUUGAGCUUCCUCGGUACCAGAGCCCUCAGCACUGGCUCCAGCGCCAGAAAACAGUCUAUCUAGUUAUGAAGCAGCUGCACUGACCAAUCAAAUCUAUACUCGGUAAUGGUAAUGCUAUUGCAAUUAAAAUCAUUAGGACCCAGCCUUUCCAUGCGAGACUGUAAGUUCAUUUACUUUGCUAUUUGGAGUUCUUAAAUAUCCUCACUAUACAACAGGGCUCAUUUACAAACAAGGAGGCAAAGUGCAAAAAACAGGUGCAAAACUCUAAGUUUGGUUUACACUUUGCAAUUAAAAUGGCAGCCAUUUUGGAGUUUUAUACUUGAAAAGCAAAGUUGCAGGUAAAACUGAUGUAGUUGG